UUUCACCCACCAUGGCUUCCGUCCCGAGUGUGCAAUGCUUCGGCAAGAAGAAGACGGCUACCGCUGUCGCCCACUGCAAGCAAGGCAAGGGUCUUGUCAAGGUCAACGGCCAGCCCCUCUCUCUGGUCCAGCCUGAGAUCCUCCGCUUCAAGGUCUACGAGCCUCUCCUGAUCGUCGGUGCCGACAAGUUUGCCGGUGUCGACAUCCGUGUCCGUGUCACCGGUGGUGGUCACACCUCGCAGGUCUACGCCAUCCGUCAGGCCAUCGCCAAGUCGAUUGUCGCCUACUACCAGAAGUACGUUGACGAGCACUCCAAGAACCAGCUCAAGCAGGCUCUUGCCCAGUACGACCGCACAUUGCUCGUCGCCGACAACCGCCGCACGGAGCCCAAGAAGUUCGGUGGACGUGGUGCCCGCGCAAGGUACCAGAAGUCGUACCGUUAA
Molecule: messenger RNA, 443 nt
Organism: Aspergillus wentii DTO 134E9
Lineage: Eukaryota; Fungi; Ascomycota; Eurotiomycetes; Eurotiales; Aspergillaceae
Product: 40S ribosomal protein uS9
Exons: 4
Coding region: 12-443 (143 amino acids)
Biological process (GO): maturation of SSU-rRNA from tricistronic rRNA transcript (SSU-rRNA, 5.8S rRNA, LSU-rRNA); translation
Cellular component (GO): cytosolic small ribosomal subunit; ribosome
Molecular function (GO): RNA binding; structural constituent of ribosome
Source: RefSeq, a predicted model, not a curated record